AUGACAACUUCAUUCAAAUUUCUCAAUAUUAAUCAAGAACUCGCUAGGCACCUUCAGGUUGCUUAGACCUACCAAUAGGAGUUUAAUUAAAGUACCACAAAAGUUGAAAAUUUGGGUUCCUCCGCUGGUCUACCUCAGUCCGGGGACGACUCUAAUUCACAUACUAUGCUUAUAGUCGUUUGUGUCCUUGCAGUAAAUGUACUGUUCUUCUCGUUAAUAAUAGCUUAUAAAUGCUAUCAACGAAGAAAGUCUAUCAAAUAAAUCUAAGUAAACCGGACUAAUGAUAACUAGGCUCAAGUAGCUUCUUCAAUAAACCCUCCUUCAGUAGGAGCUAUCUAAAAUAGUAACUAACCUAACUUUGAGGCCAACCAAGAAGACCACUAGCCAGACCAACCCUAGGGAAGAGGUCACCAAGUCGAUGAAGCUUAGCAUAUCUAAUAAAACCCUGAAUCAGCAGAUGCCGAGGCCAGAAACCUUCACUAUAACCACUCCGGCCGUCCUCUAGAAUUAUACCAGUUUUUAAAUCUAGUCCAUGGUGGUUCGGGAGUUGUCAGUGUACCUCAAUAGCAGAACUAAGGCCCUAAAAACACAAUAUCAGCUGAGGAACUCAAAAACUUAAUAUAAAGUACAACUAUUAAAACACCCUACACAGCAGAAAUUGCGCAGUUCGGUGAAACUGCCUGCGUAAUCUGCUUAGAAGACUUUACUACCGAGCACAAUGAAAUCAGGAAAAUAAAAAGGUGUGGUCACAUUUUCCACGAUAAAUGCAUUAAGAAUUGGUUAAGGACUCAUCUGAAGGAAUUCAGAUGCCCUUUGUGCAAAACAGACAUUAUUGAGGUUAACUUUAUAAAAAAGCAAGACUCUAAAUAAGACUUAGAACACCAUUGA
Stylonychia lemnae is the source of this 888-nucleotide messenger RNA. The record is from the annotation of a GenBank genome assembly. Lineage: Eukaryota; Ciliophora; Spirotrichea; Sporadotrichida; Oxytrichidae.